This is a messenger RNA of Lethenteron reissneri (Far Eastern brook lamprey), 6748 nucleotides long. RefSeq lists its product as uncharacterized. Gene Ontology annotation, biological process: neurotransmitter secretion. Gene Ontology annotation, cellular component: synaptic vesicle membrane; synaptic vesicle. Gene Ontology annotation, molecular function: ATP binding. The record is from RefSeq and is a predicted model, not a curated record. Lineage: Eukaryota; Metazoa; Chordata; Hyperoartia; Petromyzontiformes; Petromyzontidae.
CACCACGCUCUCCGCACGCUGUCCGCACGCGCGUAGCGACGCGCCGUCUCGGAGGCAGCUGACGGGGCCGCCGCCGCCGCCGCCGCCGCCUGCUCCCGCGUCUCUCCCCUCGCACCUCCAGCCGCCCGGUCGUCUCCUCGCCCCGCCAGCCCGAGGAGGAGGAGGAGGAGCCGCCGCCGCCAUGAACUACCUGCGCCGGCGUCUGUCGGACAGCGGCUUCGCGGGCAGCCUCCCCAACGGGUACCUGUCCGACCUGCAGCAGCAGCAGCAGGGCGCGCCGGCCGCGGCGGGGCCGCCGGGCAAGGCGGACGACGCCGCCGCCCAUCAUCAGCAGCAGCAGCAGCAGAAGCAGCAGCAGCAGCAGCCCGCCGCCGCCGCCGCGGGCUUCCUGAGCGCCCUGUCGUCGUCGCUGUCGCACGCCGUGAAGAGCACCGCCGCGGGGCUCGUCGGGGGGGAGGCGGCCGCGGCCUCCCCCGGCGAGGAGGGGAAGUCGGCGAGGACGAAGAUCCUGCUCGUCAUCGACGAUGGCACCACCGAGUGGCAGCGUCUCUUUCGAGGGAAGAAGAUUUUACAGGACCAUGACAUCGUGGUGGAACAGGCCGAGUUUGGAGACAUCGGGUUGGUGGCGCAGUCCGGGGAGCCGUGCGUCGUCACCGUGAGACAAAGCCACAACCUCCGGCAGCCGAGCAGGUCGUUUGUGCCGGAUUUUGUCCUCAUUCGGCAGCACGUGUGCGACGGUGGGCGGGGCCAGGAUUUCCGUUCGCUGCUGAUUGGCCUGCAGUUUGGGGGUGUGGCCUCGCUCAACUCCCUCUCGUCCAUCUACCACUUCUGUGACCGGCCCUGGGUGUUUGCUCAGCUGAUCGGGGUGAGGAGAAAGUUGGGGGGAGAAGCGUUUCCUCUCAUCACCCAGGCCUUCUACCCGGACCACAGGGCCAUGGUGAGCACUCAGGAGCUACCGGCGGUGGUGAAGAUGGGACACACACACGGCGGCCUCGGCAAGGUGAGAGCGGAGAGCCACGGGGGGUUACAGGAGCUGCCGGGGCUGCUGUCGCUGGUGCGUGCGUACGCCACCACCGAACCGUACCUGGAGGCCAAGUACGACGUGCUGGUCUACAAGAUCGGGGCGGCCUACCGUGCGUUCAUGAGGACAUCCAUGUCUGGCAGCUGGAAAUCCAACACGGGCUCCGCCAUGGUCCAGCAGAUCGCGAUGACGGACAGGUACCGCGUGUGGGUGGACGCGUGCGCCCAGCUGUUUGGCGGGCUGCACGUGUGCGCCGUCAAGGCGGUGCACGCCAAGGACGGCCGCGACUACAUCAUCGACGUGAUGGACGGCUCGGUGCCGCUGGUCGGGGAGACGCGGGAAGAGGACGAGCGACUCAUCGCGCAGCUCGUCACCUCCUCCUGGGAGGCCCUGCUAACCCACCAGCGCGCGCACGCACAGGGCAGCACCACAGACGGCCCGGACAACCCCAAGCCUCCGGCCCAGGGCUGCCUGCAGUACAUCCUGGACUGUAACGGAUCACAGGGCACGACUGAGACUGACAAGGCCGGGCAGCAGCAGCAGCAGCAGCGAGUACAGGCAGCCCAGCCACAACCCUCGGGCCAGACGCCACCAAAACCACAGCCACAGCCUGUUCUGCCACAACAGAAGCAACAGUAUCAGGUGGGUCAGCCACAACCCAAGCCACAACAACAACCGGGGCAGCCACAACCCAAGCCACAACAACAGCCGGGGCAGCCACAACCGAAGCCACAGCCUGGGCAGCCACAACCUAAACAACAACAGCUUGGGCAACCGCAACUCAAGCCACAACAACAGCCAGGCCAGCCACAACAGAAACCACAAACACAACUGGGGCAGCCACAACAACAACCUGGGCAACCACAACUCAAACUACAACAACCUGGGCAGCCACAACCGAAAGCACAACCGCAACCUGUCCAGCCACAACCAAAGCCACAGUCAUCACCCCCUGCACAACCACAGCCACAGGCACAAGCUCCACCGCAGCAACAACCUGGGCCGCCACAACCGAAACCACAACCCGCUCAGGCACAGCCUAAACUACAGCCCGUGGGUCACUCUGCACAGCCGCUAGCCAGACCGGUGGUCGUACAGCAGCAGAGGCCGCAAGACGGGGCCCGCCCCGAGCCCCCCCAGGCCCGGGCCCCGGGACAGGCGGCCCAGAAGUGGAAGGCGGUGGGGGGCGCGGGAGCCGCGGGGGGGCCGCCCGCGACGGCGGCGGCGUCCUCCGGUGGGGGCCGGGCCCCCCAUCCUAGGACCCAGGGGGAGGGGUCGAGCCCCCCGCCCCAAGCCGCGCAAUCGAGCGGCGCUCCCCCGCCAUCCGGGGCGGCACAGGCCCCCCACGGGCCGCAGGGCGAAGGGGGGCCGGCGGCUCGACGGGCGGCCGGCGGAGGGCAACGCCAGACGGCGCCGCCGCAGCCGACGGGGGGGACGCCGCAGCAGCGGCAGCAGCAGCAGCAGGCGCAAGCCACCGGGUCCACCUCCGGUGAGGAGGCGAGCGACCCCAACGUGAGCCAGCGCUUCGUGGGCGAUGGCGCUCCAUCCGAGAAGCAGAUGGCGCUGCACCAACAGCCGCCGCAGCCGCAGCAACAGCAGCAGCAGCAGCAACAGCAACAGCAGCAGCAGCAGCAACAGCAGCAGCAGCAGCAACAGCAACAGCAGCAGCAGCCAUAUCAGAAGCAGCAGCAGCAGGUGGUAGGGUUGGCUGGAGGGCAGCAGGGCAGCCGUACAGCACCAGCCGUGGGUCAGAGGUCACGCACGCAGUCCCACUCGGAGCAGGCAGGGUCACCCGUUCCGCAGUGGAGUGGGGUGAGACAAGGGUCGGCGCCCAGGCCAGUGCCGGGGUCGGCACCCGAAUCAGCGCCGGGAUCGGCGCCGGGAUCGGCGCCGGGAUCGGCGCCGGGGUCAGGCCCGGGGUCGCCCCAGCACCAGAGGUCGGCGGCUGGACCCGGCUCGCCACAGCAGGGGAAAGCUCGCAGCCGGUCAGUGCAGGGUGCGGCGCAGGCGGACGUGGCCGCGCCGGCACCACCAUCGCCACAGAAGCAGCGAGUGGAGAGCACGGGCUCGGACAGACGCGGCGAUCUCAUCAGGGCACCCUCCCCACAGCAGCAGCAGCCACCGGUCCCACAAGCAAAACUACAGCAGCAGCAGCAGCAGCCUCAGGCACAGGCACAGGGGCGGCCGACCUGGGUGUCACAGGAAUCGGGGAGCCGCGGCGGUGUGAUUGGGGAGCAGCGCGCAGUCGCCCCGUCGGACUACCAGCCGCAGCAGCCGCAGCAGCAGCCGCAGCAGCAGCCGCAGCAGCCGCAACAGCCACAGCAGCAGCAGCAGCACGGCCAGCCAUCACUCUACCAACAUGACAGUCAGCAGCCGUUUAACGAGCUGGACAUUCACCAUCAUCAUCAGCAGCAGCCACAGCAGCAGCAGCCAUCUGUGAGCGAGCAUCAGGCCACCCAGAGCCAGAGCCGGUCCAAGGGCCCGUCCCCCCAGGCGUCCCCGCCACCCCACCAGCCACGGGAGAGGCCCCAGCCCGGAGUGCUCGCCCAGCGGAGGUGGCCCCCCGAGCAGGCGCCAGGCAUGGGGCCUGUCCUGCAGCAGCAGCCGCAGCAGCAGCAGCCGCAGCAGCAGCAGCAGCCGCAGCAACAGCAGCAGCAGCAGCCGCAGCCAUCGGGGCCCGUGGCGAGCCAGAGAGGCCCCACCGCUGAGCCCCUGCCGAGCCCCCAGGCCCGGCGGCACGGUCCCUCCGUGCAGCCGUCUCCUCCCCCACAGCAGAGGGCCCCCGGGGAGCGGUCCCGCGGACCCCCUCCACCGCUCCAGCCCAAGCCGGCCGAGCUGGCCGCGAGGCCCGACCGGGGCCCGCCCGCUGCGGGAACGCCGGAGAGGAUCCCGCCCAGAGGCCCGCCGGGCCAGCCCCGCCCCGCGGACGGCGGCGGGGAGGCCCAGGGUAGGCCGCGUCUGCCUCCGAAGCCCAGCGAGCUGGCCGCUCAGCCACCGUCGCCUCGGCCGCAGCAGAAGGCCGGCGGCUACGCAGUGCCGCAGCAGCAGCAGCAGCAGCAGCAGCAGCAGCAGGGGUCUCCACAGCUGCAGCAGAGGCCGGUGUCGACCCAACAGCCGCAAGGACCCUCCUCCUCCCCAGUGCCCGCACAGCGGCCACGCAACCCGUCGGUGUCUCCCGACCACCAGAGGGGCCCCGCUGGGAGAGCCCCGGCUGCGGCACAGAGGGCCGCUUCCGUGGCCCAGGCGCCCGCACCGUCGGCACCCACGCAGCAGCAGCCGCAGCAGCAGCAGCAACAGCAGCUGCAGCAGCCGCAGCCGCAGCAGCAGCAGCAGCAACAGCAGCCGCAGCAGCUGCAGCAGCCGCAGCAGCCGCAGCAGCCGCAGCAGCAGCCGCAAGAAUCGGCGCCCCAACCGCUCGGCUCAUCUGGCGACCCCCAGCCGGGCCAGGAGCAGACCGAGAACUGGCCUCCCAUUCGCAACAUCCGCAAGUCCUUCGCUUCCUUCUUCCUCGACUGAAGCAUGCGACCGCACGACACGGCCACACUACCGCACGCACGCACCGCACGCACCGACACAGCCACGCACGCCGCGCCACACGUGUCUAAACCCCCAUUGCACCGGCCCCACCCAGGUUCCGUCUCACCACCUCGGUCACCCUGCCUCAUAUCCACGACCUGAUCUCAGCACCCGGCACACACGUCCAGUAUACAUUUCACUUUGGCUGUGGCUACUUGGUCACGUGCUAACUAUUCCAGUCUACCAACGACCCAUAACAUAUUUCUGCACACCAGUACACCGCAUCCAGUACACCGCAUCCAGUACACCUAUCGCUAUGGCUGUGGCUACUACUAGUCACGUGCUACCUACUCCAGUCUACCGGUAACCCAGAAAAUAUUUAGUUUGAGAUGCAUUCCUGCUCACCUCCCUCCACGACGACCCAAGCCACCUCCCUCUCAAGGGAGAAUGUUGGUGGCGUUGUCUUGCGCGUGGGAGGGAGGUGUGGACCGGUGGUGGUCACUUGAAGGGAUCUCAGAGAUAACUCUGUGAUAUCUGCUUCCGGGGGCCCGUCGUCCAAGACGAAGGCUUGUUGCCGCUCUGCGAGAGAGUCCCGAACGGAUUCGUCAUUUCCAGGAUUUCUGACCGCGAGCAUUUGCAGCGAGCAAUGACGAGCACAAGCACCCCGGGCGCGCGUCGCCGCCGACCGGCGACCGCGACCUCCCGUGACCCCACGGAUCACCCGGCCGUGACCCUACGGGUCACCCGGCCGUGACCCCACGGGACACCCGGCCGUGACCCCACGGGUCACCCGGCCGUGACCCCACGGGUCACCCGGCCGUGAUCCCACGGGUCACCCGGCCGUGACCCCACGGGACACGUGGCCGUGGCCACGAGUGAGCGCCCGCCCGUUUGCGCCCGUGGGGCUGGGCGGGCGACCCACGCUUAUCUGUUCUUUAGCCGUGCCGUGAUCCCGUCAAGUGCCGUGACCCCGUGUCGCCGUUACUCCUGCGCCGUGGGCGCGCACGCGCCUGUACGUGUGUAGAUGUGUGUGUACGUGUGUAGGUGUGUAGGUGUGUGUGUACGUGUGCAUGCGUGUUCUCCCGUGUGGGCAGUGCUGCAGGUUGGGGCGACGUCGUGGUCCAAUUUGAAAACAUAUAAAAUGGCUGCCACAACAAUGGGGUGCUUCUGCUGCCGCGGUGUGGGGCGGACAACACACCGGACCUGCAAUCCAGAGGUCACCGGUUCAGCUUGAUUUGACCUCCCGGUGCGGCGGUUGAAGCAACGGAGCAAGUUUCUUAAUUCCGCUCGCCUCUGUUCAUGCAUGCGCAUCCAUGGCAGCACCACAGUCGCCUUGCACCACGGCGCGGGUGAAAGUGUCCUUCCCGAGUAUGUCCAACGCCCUGCGGUAGUUUGAGCACUUUUCCCUUGUCACGAGGUGGGGCGGGUUUGGUGGCGGUGGCAGCACACCCACGAUGAACAUCGAUGGUGAAAGCCGGAGGGAAAGUGCUCAACCCCCCCUUCCCACCCCUAAUGUCACUUGAAGAGAUCUUGGAAGUAGCUCUGUCGUGUCCGCUUCUGCGGUACCGUGAUACACCGAGGGCCGCGCUGUUUUGCGAAAGAUCGGAACGGAUUCUUCAUCUCGUGACGACACAACGCCGGUAGCAGUGAUCGGGAUCACAUUUGGGGGGGGGGGGGAAUGCAAAUGUGGAGGGACAUCUGUGGAAAAAGUGCCGCUUAGCUCAUCGGAUUCCUCCAGGAUAAAGAUCGCGACUCUGAAUGGUGUAGGCGCCGCUAUGCUCCAGGGAAAAUCCGCUCGAUGACGCCUCCAAUCGUUGCCCACGUCUCAGAGUUUGUGGGCAGAGCCCGGCCUCGUGCCGCCGUCACGCGCAGCUCGUCCGCCGCCUGAGACGACGCCGGCCCGAGCCAGUGCAGCGCUGCCCCGCGUGUCGCGUGUCUGGACUGGCGUGUGGCGGCUCCCCCUUUGGGUUCCCCAGCGUCGGCCGGGCGGCCGAGCACAGGUGCUUGGCCAGGUGAGGUCGACUGAGUCGUGGGCCACGUGUUCACUGGCGGGCUGCAGGCUCCGUGGUGGUGGAGUUGGGGGCGUCAUGUCAAGCUGAUGGGAUACGUGGUUGAGCUCGGGGACCGCGUGCAGCUGGGAGAGGGUUUCAUGGUUGAGUUGGGAGUUCCUUUAGUGGAGCUCGCGAUCCAUGGGGGACUUAAAUAUUACGG